AUGGAUCAAAGUUCAGAAAAAGAACUAGAGAAAUAUAUUAAUAAUAGGGUGCAAUGGGAUUCAUUACCAUCACAUGCAAAAUCAAUAUUAGACCAAUCACAUGUAAAAUAUAAACAAUACUGUUUAAAAUAUAGUAUCAAACAUCAAUUGAGAUGGGAUACAAAUUUAAUUAGUAGUUUUGUUACUGAUGAAAGAUUAUAUUAUCAAGAAAUUGUUAGAUUAUCGGUUGCAAAUUUAGUUUUAUAUCCAUAUCAUAUUCAAGAUAAAUUAGUACCAAUGUUAAAUGUUACACCAUUUAAAUAUUAUUUAAUAAUGAUGAUUGAAACAAUGACAAAUUCAAAAUCAUAUGAUGAAAUACCAAAUUUUACAGCAGUUGAUUGUAUAAGAGUAUUAGGAAUUGGUAGAAAUCAAUUUAUAGAUUUAAUGAAUAAAUUUAGAUCAAAAGGAUUUUUAUUUAAAAAGAAAAAAGAUGUUAUUAGAGGUUUAUUACCAACAAGAUCAUUAGAGAAGAAUAUUGAAUAUUGGUGGAUACUUAGAUACGGUUAUCCAAAUCAAGAUGAGGAAAGACAGGGAUCAUUACCAGCUAGUGAAUUGGAGGUAUUGGAUGAUCUAAAGAGAUCCAAUGGUAUCAAUGGUAAACAAGCUGGUAUCUAUUGUAGAGAAUCUGUGAUAUCAUUGAUUUCCAAAGGACUGGUUUACAUUGAUGUACCCAUUCAAAAUCAAGAUACAAUCUCUGUACCACCUUUGGAAGGAUUUGUUAUGAAUAGAGUUUUAGGUGACUAUUUCGAGAAUUUACUCUACAAAAUAUUCGUAUCAAUUGAUGAACGUACAACAAUUCAAAAGUUAUCAGAAGUUUUACAAAUUAAUGUUGAAUUGGUUAAACAAGCAUGUUCACUAUAUUGUAGAUUAGGUUUUGCAAAGAAAAAGAAUUUAGAACCAUUAUUACCACAAACACCAUCACCAUCAUCAGAAGGUGAUACACAUUCAAAAUGGCAUCAUUCUUGGAUAACUUAUUAUCAAGAAAAUGAAACUAUAAUACCACAACCAAUUUUAAAUAAUAAUAAUAAUAAUAGUAAUACAAUUGAUAAUAGUAAUAAUAAUAAUAAUAAUAAUACAAAUAUAACAUCAUCAAGUAGUAGUAAUACAGCAAUUAAUAACUCAUCACAAUCAUCUACAUUAGAGAAUAAUGAUAAUAUUGUUGAAGGUGUAGUUGAUGAAUCAUUUAAUAAUGGUAAUGAGGAACAAAAAAGAAUUGGAUUUGUAUUUGAUAGUAGUAUAACGGCAUUUUUAAUGAUGGGUAAUUUAGGAUAUGGUUUAAAGAAUCAUGCAGUUACAAUGUUUGAACGUGGUAAAUUAUCAAAUGAAGCAUUGGCUGAUUUCUUACAAGAACUUGAUAAAAUUGAUGUAGAAGAGUUUGUAGAUUCUGAAGCUAAAUUAUAUGCAACAAAUGCAAUCUCUUUAAGAGAUACAAUUAGACAUUUAAAAAAUAAAUAUCGUAUUGAUGAUAGUAAUAGUAGUAAUAGUAAUAGUAGUAGUGGUGGUGGUAGUGGUAAUUUACAAGGUUUAGAUUUAAUUAGUUGUGAAAGAAUGAAUCAAUUGGAUGAAACAACUAGAAUUAGAGUUUUAAAAAAGAAUUAUUCUGUACUGAUUUCAAUGGCACCAUUAUCAAUUGAUUAUUGUCCAGUUAUUAGUUCUGUACCACCAAAUUUUGGACCGGCAGUUUAUGAAGUUCAUUCAUUUUGGUUUAGAAUUUAUUUGUAUAGUAUGGUUGGUAAAGGCCCAAAUUCUAUCCUCUUACCAAAGGGUACAAGAUUGAAAAGAAUUCCAACCAUUUUCAAAGAUUGCGAGAAAAUACUAGUUUGUCCAAUAGAUCAUGAUCCAACAACUGUAAACUUGUCACAAUUGUUACCAUCUGUAAAUGAAACUUUAUUAUCUUCACCAGUGUUAUUAUCAGCUUAUACCUUUAUCAAAUAUGAUACUCAACCAAAGUUAUCAAAGUUAAUGAGUCAUAGUCGUUCAAAUAGUAUAGUAUCAUCUUCAAAAGAUAAUCAAUUACUCUAUCAUAUUCCUUUCCCAUUGGAUGAUUUAUCAGCUGAUAAUGGUUCACCUAAAAAAUAUACAAAUAUUAUAACUAAUAAUACAACAACAACAACAACAACUACUACUACUACAAAUACUACAAAUUUAAAUAAUAAUACUAUUAUAAGUGAAGAUCAAUAUAAUUCAGAUAAUAUUCAUACUCAUCCAAUACUUUAUAAAAUUCAAUCUACUUUUAAUUUAAAAAAUUCUUUUGGCUAUAUUACAUUAUUAAAAAAAGAAACUCAUAUUUUAUUAAAUAAUAAUAAUAAUAAUAAUAAUAAAAAUAAUAUUAAUAAUAAUAAAAAUAAUAAUAAUAAUAAUAAUAAUAAUAAUAAUAAUAAUAAUAAUAAUAAUAAUAAUAAUAAUAAUAAUAAUAAUAAUAAUAAUUCAAUUACACAUCAAAAGGUUUUUGAAUAUUUACCAUUAAAUGUUUAUUAUGGUAUACCAAUAUUUGAUGAUAAAUUAAAUAGAGAGGUUUGUGCAAAAAUUGAUAAAUUCAACUUAUUAUCUAAAGAAAAUUUAAAUAGACAUAGUAUGGAUAGUAGAAAUCUUUCGUUAAAUCUAUUCAAUUUUAUAUCUUCUACUUGUCCUCCAAUUCAUCCAGAUUUAGAUUCAAUAGAUGCCACUAAAAUCAAUUCAAAUUUACCAUCUGUUCAAAAUAUUCCCUUUCCAACUCAAAUCAUUACUUUUGUAAAUGGAAAUUUAGAUUUAUAA
This is a messenger RNA of Dictyostelium discoideum AX4, 2793 nucleotides long. RefSeq names its product FAM91 family protein (gene fam91). The record is from RefSeq and is a predicted model, not a curated record. The coding region runs from base 1 to 2793 and encodes 930 amino acids. The transcript has 3 exons. NCBI's taxonomy places the organism in Eukaryota, Evosea, Eumycetozoa, Dictyosteliales, Dictyosteliaceae.